AAUGACUGACUGUUUCAAUGCUGUAUUAAAUUGAGAAUAGAGUCGACUGUUCUAUACUUUAGUGUCUCUACUGUUGUGUGCAUUGAAUGAGUCGUUCAUUUGUAUUACACUUGAAGUGUGAGUCUAUGAGUGCUUUGAAUCCACGUGUCAUUGAAUUGAAGGCAAAGUAAGACAUAUUUAAGACAUUUCGGUGAUCUUCGCAGUAAUUGUUUGAUUGAAAGACUCAUUUGACUAAACACUACAUCGACAACAAUGUCUGAUACGGCUAUCGAUAAGUCUGACUCAAGACGUCAGGACUCGGGAUCGGAUGCGGGCGAAGACUCGCAAAAUUGGCGCUCACGUAAUGGCAGCCAACAAAAGCAGGGCGGGUUCCGGUCAUUUGGUGGACGUAAUCGCGAUCAGAAUUGCUAUAAUUGUGGCCGCAGUGGACACAUAAGCCGUGAAUGCAAUCAGGAACGUGGCUUUAGUUCGCGAAAAUGCUAUAAUUGUGGUUCUGAAGGCCAUUUAAGCCGCGACUGCACUGAACCGCGCAAAGAGAGAUCCACUGGUGGUGGUAGUAGUGGUGGCGGAGGAGGAGGAAAGUCAUGCUAUAACUGUGGCUCUGAUGCACACUUGAGUCGCGAUUGCACUGAACCGCGCAAAGAAAGACCAAAGACGUGCUUCAAUUGCAACGAAGUCGGACACAUCAGCGCCGACUGUCCUAAUGAGCGACGCGAACGCCGCUCUAAUUAUGGCCGCAAUAACCGGUAUUAAUACUGAUGUGUUGGCCACAGAUUAAUUGGAAACGAUUUUUGGGUUAUUAUUAUUAUUAAACAUUCAUUAAAUGAUUUUUAUUAUUGCCCUACAUUUGAUUUGAUUUAUUAAUUGAUUUGUGU
This is a messenger RNA of Oppia nitens, 875 nucleotides long. Its product is annotated as DNA-binding protein HEXBP-like. Gene Ontology annotation, molecular function: zinc ion binding; nucleic acid binding. Bases 253 to 753 code for a protein of 166 amino acids. The record is from RefSeq and is a predicted model, not a curated record. The transcript has 2 exons. NCBI's taxonomy places the organism in Eukaryota, Metazoa, Arthropoda, Arachnida, Sarcoptiformes, Oppiidae.